AUGUCCACCACAACAGCCAAAGUAGCAGCCCUCCUCACAAUCCUCACCUCCAUAGGAGGCAUAACCGGGUACCUGCGCGCGCGCUCCCUCCCCUCCCUCAUCGCCGGAUUAUCCGUCUCCUUCCUGUACCUCCUCUCGUACCUCCGACUACGCGCGAACCAGCCCUACGGGGCAGAGAUUGGUCUUCUGGCGUCCAUUAUCCUCGGCGGUGCGUCGAUCCCUAGGGCGAUUAAGACGGGGAAGGGGGUGCCGAUGGGGUUGGGGGUUGUGGCGGUGCUUGGGGGGGUGGUUUUUGGGAAUGCACUUCUUUCUCAGUAA
Messenger RNA from Aspergillus tubingensis, 318 nucleotides. Its product is annotated as TMEM14 family protein. Bases 1 to 318 code for a protein of 105 amino acids. NCBI's taxonomy places the organism in Eukaryota, Fungi, Ascomycota, Eurotiomycetes, Eurotiales, Aspergillaceae. Gene Ontology annotation, cellular component: membrane. The transcript is spliced from 2 exons. The record is from RefSeq and is a predicted model, not a curated record.